GAGCUGGCCGCGGGAGGAGGUGGACGCAUCGGUCGGGUCGCGGGGAGGCGGUGACGCGACCGGCCGGCGAGAGGGACGGAGCCCGUCCAGACGCCCGAGUGAUGCAGUAACUACAGCUUACUGGUGACACUGAUAGAUGCCAGCACUGCGCGGCAACCGCGGCGCGCUCCCGCCGCCGCCUGGCCCGCGCCACGGUCGCGAGCUUGACAACCUGAUCCGCGACCUACAGCGACUCGACCUCUCACAGUGUCUGGACCAGCUGUACUCGGACAUCAGCCAGCUGAACCACAUGGAGCAGCAGCUGGGCACGUGGUCGGGCCUGUAUGUGCGCUGCCCAGACCCCGAGCCGGAUGAGCUGGGGCACGACCCGGCGGACAAGAAGAGCUCCUCCGGCUAUAGUACCGAGAGCGCCUCGCCGCCAGAGAGCCGUGGCAGCAGGUGCAACCUGUGCAAGGCCUGCUUUCCGGAGCACCUGAUGCUCGUGGCGCACGUGCACGAGCGGCACCUGCGCGUGCAGGUGCGUCCCAAGUACAGCUGCGGCCUGUGUCCCGCGCGCUUCUACGCCAGCCGAUUCCUGGCCAAGCACUGCGCGUAUCAGCACGUCUGGAUGGGGGACAAGCGCACGCCGCAGUGCCUGAAGACCAGGCGUGUCCUGUGA
Molecule: messenger RNA, 658 nt
Organism: Pollicipes pollicipes
Lineage: Eukaryota; Metazoa; Arthropoda; Thecostraca; Pollicipedomorpha; Pollicipedidae
Exons: 4
Coding region: 137-658 (173 amino acids)
Source: RefSeq, a predicted model, not a curated record